Messenger RNA from Camarhynchus parvulus, 528 nucleotides. It is a transcript of the gene RHEX, whose product is annotated as regulator of hemoglobinization and erythroid cell expansion. Gene Ontology annotation, cellular component: plasma membrane. Lineage: Eukaryota; Metazoa; Chordata; Aves; Passeriformes; Thraupidae. The record is from RefSeq and is a predicted model, not a curated record. The transcript has 5 exons. The coding region runs from base 1 to 528 and encodes 175 amino acids.
AUGAGCCUCUGUGCAUGCUGGAUUCCUGCUGUCACCUCACUUGUCACCUUGAUACUCUACCCUCUCCUCUUGCUGGCCCUUUACACCAUGCUCAGCAGGAAAAUUGCCCAGCAUUCCUGCAGGAUGCAGGUGAGCAGCAGCCCUGGGGAGCAUCCCAGCCCUCAGCCCACCCCAGCUCCAGCCUCAGCACCGGGAGGGGACACGGCACAGAAACAACCUGGGGCACAGAAACAACCUGGGGCACAGAAACCACCCCCAGCCUAUGCAGGGAGCAGUGACACAUCUUCAGACACCUCAGAGGACUCAGACAACCCUUCCUGCCCUCAGGGCCGUGGCUCAGAGGAAAACAUCAAUUACACAUCCCUGGUGUUCCCAGGCCCCAAGCCACGCUCUGCCCAGGACUACGAGGACGUCAAGUCUGGGAUGGAUUAUGUCAACGUGGACCCAAAGAAGAGGAAAACACAUUUCUGGCCCUUCUCCAGCCCCAGGGCAUCCAAGGCUGUGGAGUACACCGAGGUGAAGCUGUGA